This is a messenger RNA of Patiria miniata (bat star), 5497 nucleotides long. RefSeq names its product cyclin-dependent kinase 17-like. The record is from RefSeq and is a predicted model, not a curated record. Gene Ontology annotation, biological process: protein phosphorylation. Gene Ontology annotation, molecular function: protein kinase activity; ATP binding. The transcript is spliced from 14 exons. Gene Ontology annotation, cellular component: nucleus; cytoplasm. Lineage: Eukaryota; Metazoa; Echinodermata; Asteroidea; Valvatida; Asterinidae. Bases 356 to 1822 code for a protein of 488 amino acids.
UGAAGUACCAGUUCAAUGUAUUUCACACUGACAACAGCUCAGCGUUAAGACGACGAUCUGGGUGGAUGGCUGUCAACAUUUUCGACGGGGAUUUUUAAUGAUUUUCCAGCGAUUCUGAAAUGCCGGUGUAAAUUGAUUGACGAAUAUCUCUGAAGUGACGCUGGAGUGAGAUGUGCACGCACACAAGAUUCCUAAUGAGGUCACAAUCGAGCGCAGAGCACUGACUGCUGUCUGCAAAGCAGAAGCCUUUGUUUUUGGCUGUCAAAUUGUGGAUUGUCACGGCAGCACCAGACUACAUUCACCUGUACAAACUGAACAGCAGCUCACGUGUGGUUGUCGGACUGCUUCAGUCAGCAUGAAGCGGUUAAAGAGAAGACUGUCCAGCACGUUUCGUGCCAACUCGGUGAUUGAGGACUCACUAUCAGAACUCACAGAGAGUAUGAGUAUAGAGGAGAAUGGAAAUACAUGUAGCACGCGAGAAGACAUGGUGACGCAGAACGGCACACGGGGCUCCGACGGGGAGAGUGACCAGACAUCGGGAGCAUCAGAUGAAGCCUACACACCGGUACGACUCAGGCAAAGACCUCACAAUAGACUACAACGACGGUUUAGUGAAGACAUCUCCAAGCGGUUAUCGCUGCCGGCAGACAUGCGGUUGUCGGACCAGUUCCUGGAGAAGUACAGCCUCAGUCCGCCCUUCGAGAAGAUGAGCAGACGAUCGAGACGAACCUCCCUGUCUGAAAUAGGUUUUGGCAAGAUGGAGACGUACACCAAGUUAGACAAGCUGGGGGAGGGCACAUAUGCAACAGUAUUCAAGGGGCGGAGUCGGCUAACCGACAACCUGGUAGCGCUGAAGGAAAUCAGGCUAGAACAUGAGGAGGGUGCCCCCUGUACUGCAAUAAGAGAAGUGUCUCUGUUGAAGGGCCUCAAGCAUGCAAACAUAGUCACCCUUCACGACAUCGUCCACACGGAAAAAUCCCUCACACUAGUCUUUGAAUAUUUGGAAAGAGAUCUCAAACAGUACAUGGAUGACUGUGGCAGCAUCAUGAGCAUGAACAAUGUUAAGUUAUUUUUAUUUCAACUCCUCCGAGGCCUCCAAUACUGUCACAAGCGUCAGGUGCUACAUCGAGAUCUCAAACCACAAAAUCUACUCAUCAACGACAACGGCGAACUUAAACUAGCAGAUUUUGGGUUGGCCCGAGCAAAGUCCGUCCCCAGUAAGACGUUUUCCAAUGAGGUGGUCACCCUCUGGUAUCGGCCCCCUGAUGUAUUGCUAGGAAGCACUGAGUAUUCAACCUCCAUUGAUAUGUGGGGUGUUGGGUGCAUCUACUACGAGAUGGUCGCCGGUAGGCCCCUCUUCCCAGGCUCCACGGUGGAGGACGAGCUCCACCUGAUCUGGAAGGUCCUAGGCACGCCCACGGACGAGACGUGGCCGGGCAUCAGCUCCAACGAGGAGUUCCUCUCUUACAACUUCCACAGGUACCGGCGGGAACCGCUGGUCAACCACGCCCCGCGGCUGGACGCUGACGGCCAGAGCUUGUUAAGUAAACUCUUACAGUACCAAGGCAAGAACAGAAUAUCAGCCCACGAUGCAAUGCGUCAUCCUUUCUUCAACUGCUUCGGACCUCUUAUCGCAGACCUCGGUGAUGAGCAUUCAAUAUUUGAACUCACAGAAUGUAAAUUGGACAAAGACCCGGGUAUCCGAAGCUCGGCAGUAUCAGGACAAGAUAAUUGCAAGGAUCCAACCACAAAGCAUGCCUAUCCAAACUGUGGCAGGUCCCAUUCGUGGCAGACGGCAAAGCAUGGUGUACUGAGCACGUGACGAUGACCCCUGACCACGAUGACAUCAUCAUCAUUGAUUGGACAUGCAAGGACGCUCGUUUCCUACAAUGCCCCGCCCCUUUUUCUUAACACCUGCUGUCUGUGUAUAAGCAGGUGUCGGCACUUUGAGCCCCGUUUUUAUUACCACCCUCCCUGUAGAGGUAGUACGGUAGACAGUUUUUGUAAGUCUCACCACGCACCUGGCUUAAGAAGGUGAUAGAGGGCGCCCUUCAAAUACAAUACGGCAGCUGUAGGGGGCAGUCUUCAGUAGAACUGAUUGGCCAGUUAAAAGCGCAACUUGGUUGACUUCCAUAAGAAUGCUGAACUCCGAGUGGCGUGUUAAGAAAUUCAAGCAGUUGUCUUGUUUCGUGGGAUGGUCGACAUGCAAACAAUUCAGUUAAAUAUGACCGUGGUCUUUUAAGUUAAUUUGGAGAAUUCUGCUCAAGCACCUCUGAUCAUACACCCAGUAACUUGGGUGCUAGAAAUCCUUUUUCCUUUUUGAAUUUUGGUCUGGAUUGGUCAUCAUCGCAGUGCUCACUGCUUGAAACAAGAUCGUGAAAAACAACUAUGCAUAUCGGGGUAAAUCAAUGACUCUUUCGUGAAAGGAGACGCACUAUGACCGCAUUAGGGCCUGUAGCCACAAUGCAUCUUCAACCAUUUCACAAAACAGUAGUUUUUUGCUAUCUCUGCAUGCGGCGGAUUCAUUUUGUUUCAAGCAGUGUGCCUUGUGAUGGUGACAACUUGUCAAAUUUCAUCGAUUUGCAACACACAGAAUGAUUGUGAGUACCAUUGAAGCCCCAGUAGUUGGUCAAUAGGCAACUUAAGAGGUAUUCUUCACAUCUUUGUUACCGUUUUAACAGGAUAUGAGGCACAGUAUGAAAUAUAUAUUCACCUGGGGCACUAGUAUGACAAAACCAAAAUUUCAAAAAAAGGUUCUUGUUCUCCAGUUACUGGGUCUACCCUUUUCAAGGCAGAAGGCCAGUUAUUAUUGUUGCCUAUAAAGUGAGCUUUUCAAUUCGAGAUCUACCAAGCAACAGAAUAUUUGUUGGACAGGUGUGGUUCUCAUUAUAUGGCACUUUUAAGUCAAAGUAUUCUCUGCGUUCCUGCCCACUAGAGGGCGCCACACGCACCAUGCAACAAGGUUAAAGAUGACAUUUCACCAGUUACCAUUUACAGACAUUUAACGAUGGAUAUCAGGCAUAUGUAGGAUAAAAAUUACUUGUUAUUUCUGCUAAUUACAUGCUCAUCGCUGGAGAUACAUAAUCCCGCAGCCUGGAGAUACAUAAUCCCGCAGCGAUGGCAUUGCUGUACAAGAAAACAUUUGAUCAGAAAGAUGUCGCGAUAAAUGUUUAUCUUCACCAACAAAUAAGGUACAGAUGUACCGACAACUACAUAGACCCACUCACAAAUCCUUACACAUGAAUCCUGCGAGGCUUAGAACUCAGAGGAAGAAGUCAACCUGUUCCUUACUGAGCUCGAUGAUUUCUCCUUUUCUGAACACUUACGUAAGGCCCACAGCUAAUUGUUCAUAAAAAUAGCGGUGCAACUGUACACCUUACUUAGGUAUUAAGCAGUGCCUGACAAGCACAGACAACUGUCUCUGAUGUUUGUAGAGAAAUUGUGAGGCGACUAUUUUUUUCAUAUGCUUUUGAUGUCAAACUACAGAUAUCUUCUCCUCAGUAGUUUAUUAUUUUAUUAGUUUAUACAUUUGUUUUACAUUCCUCUGUUUUCUUUUGUUCUUAAAUUGCCCAGAUUUUUAGUGAUGUGUUACAUGUGGUCCCUCCAUAAAUGAAUGUUUUUAAGUAGACAAUUUUUUGUUAGUGUAAACUGAUGAUGAAACUGUUAUUUUAUAAUGCUCAGUAAUAUUCAGUUGAUUUGAACUCGGUGUGUAUUUUGGUCGUGAGUGAAGAGAAACUGCUCUCUCGUGUUGUUUCCUGAUACUGUGACAUCCAUGGAGUAAAGGAGAUUUUUUUAGGAAUUUAGUAGGCAAGUGCAACGAUUGUGGCUGUAUAGGGACAGUUAUACAUUUGAACCUUGUCUUUUUUUGGUUGUUUUGUUUGUAACUUAAUACCCCUGAAACCGAAACCUCACUUGCACAGCCCACCCCCUAAAUACCCCACCCCAGUUGAAUGUCAGUGUUUUACCCUUUCCAACAAGUUUUGUUGUAUAAUUUCUGAAUUAUUUCAUCCUCUAAAGCUGAUGUAAAGGUGAUGCUGACAAUCGCACUGUUCUGUGCCACAAGUUCACUGAAUUCUUUGAAAAAACAACACUAUUUCAUAUAUGCAAUAUAAUCAGUAGACGAAUUCCAACGAUUUAGUGAAUCAUAAACACUGCCCACUAUUUUCAGUGAUCCUGACUCCCCCCCCCCCCUUUGGCUCAUUGUAGCCUCGCCCACAAAGUAGUUGAUAUGAAUAAACACACUGAAAACUUUCUACCUGCGUAUAUCACAAAAUAAUCAAUUUCCAUCAAUACUGUAAUUAGUAUGUAUUAAUUGACUCCGUCGCUGUUUCAAUUUGAAAGAGUUUUUAAAGUUUGAGACUAGCAAGCCCUAUAUAUAUAUUUUUUUGAACCAAUGGAAAGAUUACUGUUAAAUCCCCUUUAACUAUUCUUGAAAUUUGCCUGGGUUUGCCCUAGAACUAUAUGAUAUCUCCGCAAUUUAAGAUAUAGUUAAUUACUAUAGGUAGAAUCUCUAGUUUAGUUAGAUUUAUUAUUGUGCAUUGUAAGCCAACACUUACAAUAAAUUAUUUAAUCCAAAUCACUACAACUCAUUUUCAACAAGCACAUAUAUUCUGUAGCUACUAUUUGCAGGGAUUCUUUUGUCCAAAGAAAAUUGUCAAAAUUAACCAAAUCACACAUAACUCUAGGUUUUCUUUUAUCCCCCCCCCCCCCACAGAAAAAAACAGAAACAUGUAUCUUUUAGCUUUUGAAUUAGUUUGAAAAUUAGGUAUAACUUUUCUCCAAAAGUUAGGUUCCUUUUGUAUCAGUAUUUUGUAAAGUUAGUUCCAUUGUGUCAUACCUCAAACUUAUCUGAGCUCCCUCUCCCCCUCAUGAAAACAAAAUUUGAAAUUCAGUCGCCUUGUUUGUCUUUUUUUUUUUUUUUUUUUUUUUAAUAUUAAGCGACAUAUGACAUUUCCCAAAUUUUUUUUGCGUAAUUGCCCAACAUUUUUGUAAAAGUCCAGUUGAAAAUUCACAGUCUUUUCCCCUACAAUGGCAAAGAUUGCCUUUUGUCUACUUAACAGAAGUGCUUUUUUAUCAAAUACCCCAUUUUUUUCCAUAAAUUCCCAUAAAAUGUUCUUAUAUUUUCCAUAAAUAUCCCCUCCCCCAAUUUUUCUUUUAGGUCCUUAAUGGAAAGUCAGUGAAUAAAAUACUUUUAGUUGACUUGACUUCUAUACAUGUAUCUAAGCUGACUUUGACAAUUUAGGGACUUACUCGACAACAAAUAUACAGGAACCUUGCAUCACAGUCACCAUCAUCAUGUUAUCAUACCUACCAUACAGAUAAGCAUAUUUAUGUGUACCACUGAAGAAAACCCCCCAGAUUAAGAGCAUGCAUCUACUUUUACUGUAUACUAACCGUUGAUGCCUUCCAACCACAUAAAUGUUAUUAUAAUGUACAUAAACUUAAUUAUUGUAACGAUACAUAUUUAAAUGUAAAGUAAAUAAAAACAAAAGAGUAA